This is a messenger RNA of Ylistrum balloti, 1137 nucleotides long. RefSeq names its product complement C1q tumor necrosis factor-related protein 2-like. Lineage: Eukaryota; Metazoa; Mollusca; Bivalvia; Pectinida; Pectinidae. The coding region runs from base 1 to 1137 and encodes 378 amino acids. The transcript is spliced from 5 exons. Gene Ontology annotation, molecular function: protein binding. The record is from RefSeq and is a predicted model, not a curated record.
AUGGUUCUUACUGGCGAAGUAGUAACACAAAGAGAUUUCAAGAAUGUCCAAAAUCAGGUGAUAUCGUUACAGGGUAUUGUCCAACAUCUCGUUUCCGAGUUUGGAGAUUUCCGUCAUCAACAUACAGAAUUGCUCUCCGAGUUCGGAGAUCUUCGUCAUCAACAUACAGAAUUGCUCUCCGAGUUCGGAGAUCUUCGUCAUCAACAUACAGAAUUGCUCUCCGAGUUUAGAGAUCUUCGUCAUCAACAUACAGAACUGGUCUCCGAGUUUGGAGAUCUUCGUCAUCAACAUACAGAACUGGUCUCCGAGUUUGGAGAUCUUCGUCAUCAACAUACAGAACUGGUCUCCGAGUUUGGAGAUCUCCGUCAUCAACAAACAGAACUGGUCUCCGAGUUUGGAGAUCUCCGUCAUCAACAAACAGAACUGGUCUCCGAGUUUGGAGAUCUUCGUCAUCAACAUACAGAACUGGAGUAUAGACGACCUACUCACGGUCAGAAAGGCGACAAGGGUGACAUUGGUCAGAGAGGACCUAAAGGGGACAAAGGGAUACCGGGAUUUAACGGCGACGAUGGACUGGAUGGCAAUCAAGGUGACACAUGCGUAGGUGGACCAAAGGGAGAAACCGGACUUCCGGGACCAAAGGGUGAAAACGGAUUAAUGGGACCCCCGGGACUUCCAGGAAUUAAAGGAGACGACGGAAGUGACGGAGCACGAGGCGCUAAGGGAGAACCAGGGACUAUUGGCGGACCAGGUAAACAGACAGGAUUCUCGGCGCAGAUCACCCACCAACUACAAUUGGUAGGUGGAAUUCCAUUCACUCUACCGUUUGAUAAAGUUGGAAUCAAUCAUGGGAAUGAUUACAACCCAACAACGGGUGUGUUUAUAUGUAGUGUUCCCGGCACGUACGCCGUCACGUGGGUCCUUGAAGUCUCGUUGCACAUCCAGUCCCAUUUGAUGAAAAAUGGACGCGAUAUUGGACGUUUAACAGUAUCUGGUUCUGUGGGGUUUUCUAGCACGGGUUCUCAAAUGGUCCUGGUCACUCUGGAGGACGGUGAUAAACUGUAUAUCAGCGUUAAUCCCUUUAUUUCGGGCUUCAUUCAAACAGGUUCUUCGUUUACAGUGUUCCUGCUUCAUUAA